AUGGAGCGGCUCAGCUGUAACGUUAUAGGAGGAUGUGUGCCUUUGUUUCUCGUCGCUGUGCUGUUUGAUGUCAUCGGCCUGAUUCUUCUCUUUAUCGGCAUAUUCGCCAACCUGCGCAUCGACGGCCGCUUCUACGGCGACUUCUUGAUCUACACGGGCGCCCUGGUGGUCUUCAUCAGCCUGUUCUUCUGGCUCAUGUGGUACGUGGGCAACGUGCACGUCUCGGAGGACGACGGCCUGCAGAAGAGCAGCAGCAUCGUGCAGCUGGCCAGGAAGCUGUCGGAGAGGCUGAGCCAGAAGUUUAGAGGGGACGUAAUGCCAUGCGUAAAGUACGCGGAUGAUGAAGACUGCAGUCGGGCGAGCACACCUGCUGCACACAAGGCCAGCAGGGUGACGUGGGGCCGCUCCACAGCCUACCACAAUCAGGGCUUUGAGGACUGUGCGGACUCCCCAGAUUUGCAGAAGAAAGUGGAGGCAGGACCAGAACAAACCAUCUGAACCUGCACCUGGUGGUACCUUAACAUACUGGUUAAACAUUUCAACUUCCAGGCUGCAGCGGGGACUACAGGAUUUUAAUGCCAAUACUAUUAUAGUUGUAUAGUUGUGUGCCAAAACUAUAUAUAUUAUGAUAGAAAUUGUGUUGAUAUGCAGGUUUGUAGUCAGGAUUUUUAAAAUACUGAGGUGCAAAUGACACUAACUGACAUUAAGAAGAAGUUCUCUACAUUUUUUUCAGCUGUUUUUAUUUUUAAGAACACUCUAUCUUGCAGGUCUGAAUGUUUCCUGGACCGGAUUUGCUACUAAUAGUAAAAACUGAUAGAGAACCAACUCAGCACUCUCUAUUAAUCAGUUACAAGUCUCAUUGUCAGUGCAACCUUGAAAGUUUUAAGUCAGUCCACAGUGGGCCUGAAGAACACAUAUUUACUUGUUUAAUAUGAGGCAGUUGAGGGAAUUCAACUUUUCCUCUUAAAGGUAUAUUAUGCAGGAUUUUCUAUAAGAAAAAAAGACUCCUUUUCCUUUUCAAUCACCCGUUAUGACCCACUUGUGGUGUCUGUAUCUGCAGAUGCCCUCUGCAUGUGUUUUCUCUUUUCUUUUCAUUUUACAAUGUUCAGAAGUUUCUAGGCGUUACCCUUUGAGCAUGAAGCUACAAAAACAAUGCAUACAACACAGAGAAAAUGUAAAUAUUGCAUUGUGAAAGUCCAAGAAAACUGAGCUUCUUACAAAGUAAGUGAGUCUGGGGGUUUGGGCAGAGAGGAGGGGCCGAGUGUGAAUGUUAAUUUACAACCACUAAGAGUCAAUUCCUGCAUAAUAUACCUUUAAAAUUACAACAUUUCAAGUCAAGAAACUUUAAGAAUUAUGGACCUGGGAAAAAGAAACCCAAUAUGAUUUUUGCAUCUAUUUUUAUCCAUCUAACGCUCCACUUGUAUUUCAUGUGUAUCUUAUUUCCAAACAUCAAGGUCUAAUUGACAUUUCAAAGCUUUUCCACACUGCCAGACUCAGAUAACUGAAGUGGGCGACUACCUGAGGCCCCAGAGUGUCCAGUUUCAAUUAGUUUAUAGCAAUUUAAUUAAGUGCAAAUGUGUUAGUUAAUAUAGUGAAGUGCAAUAUAAACUUUAAUGACAGGGACAUUAAGGCAACACCUUCAUUACUGCUUAAACUUAAGGGCCUUAAGGGUUUAUUUCAAAGUGGUUUCAGGUUAAUCCUGUUUGAGGACCUUUAUUGUUUCAAUUUAUAUUCUGCUGCAUUUAACUUAUUUUUAAAUAUGAACCCAUGCACGAAAGGAUGGGAGAAACAUGGGGGCUAACAGCUCUGUUUAAUCCAAUCCUGCUGCAUCCUGGAUCCUGAAUCUUGGACAAAAGUAUAUUGAUUUAUAUGGAAUUAACAGAAUCGUUUGCCUACUCAGAAAGGCUGUUAUAUCCAGAGAAAAAGGUGAAGUGUUCCUGUCUUGAUUAUCCUCCUUUAUUUCAGCUUUCAAUAUAUUUUUUCAAUAUUUUGCCACUUGUUCCAAAUACAUUUCCCAAGUUUUAAAUGACAGUAGCUGGUGCCCUUUAAUUCGCUGUCAAAGCAACAUUGCGACUGGUCAGACUGGUUUGUGGUGUUGUUGAAACAAACUUGACAAUCCUCAGAGGAUCAUGUGUGACCGGACACCCUGUUUAUCUCUGUUUAAUGCUGUUUAUCCACUCAGAUGUAUGCUGCAGCUCGAUACUGAUCACCUUUUUGUGAUUCAUGUGAUUGUAGCUUUCAGAGACUGAGCCGCAAUUACGGCACACCCUAUGCAAAUGUCACAGCCCUGUCAGGGUUUGGUUUAUUGCUACUGAAGCGGCCUCGAACACAUAAAGAGUCACUGUACGUUACAGUAAAUAAAACAUCAUUCAGCUGAGCUGUGUACACCAGGACAGUGAGUCAGAGCAGAGACAAAUAGUGGCAUCUUGACUUGUCAAACAAGCUGCUCACAGAGAAGUUUCCAUUGCGUGUAUUUCCUCUUUGUGACAGUCACCUCACAAUAGGUGUCAUUAUUGUCGAGAAGCACAAACUGUGGAUGAUCAAAUAUUUAGGGAAGGCUUGACUGCAGUGUAUCCACCCUGCAGAGCUGCUCCCAAGUAAAUAUAAAGGGUGAAUUUAUUUCCCGGGGUAAAUCUCUGAACUCAGUGGGAGCGAAGUCAAGAGGAAGCUUUGAACCAUCUGAUAAAAGAUGCAACACACUGAUGCAGCUCCGAAUCACUUUGGUGUCAUUAGCGGAACAAAAAGAUCAGGAGGGGGCCCAAUUAAUUAUAGCGGGCUUAUCUCUGUAAACACAAGCUCAAUGGCGGCUGAUUGCAAAAUAUAUGUGCAUAAAUCUGUCAUGCAGGUUACAGACAAUGGGUUGAUGUGUCACAUUAGUGGCACCAAAGGUGAAAAAACAAGUCAGUCCUGCAGAGGAAUGAAGAUGAACUGUGGGGCAUUCAGCUGCUGUGCAACCUGUUGUUGUGGUUGGAUACCAACCAGUCUUCCCACCAAGUCCUGUGCUAUGAAAGAAAUGUGAGGCGUUGCUGAGAGGGAAAUAGAACCAUCCAAGCUGCACUUUUCUAGAAAGACUUGCUCUCACUGCUGUCAGACGCUCGCAAGACGUGCACCUGUCCGUCUCCCGAGGCCCGGCCAUGGAGGAGAGGAAGUACCCCGCCGUGUUCCUGGGAAUCGCUGUGUUUUUGGACGUGGUCGGCCUUUGCCUCUUCUUCAUCGGCAUCUUUGCACCAUUGAGUUUCUGGGACUUUUUCGUGCUGUCUGGACCUGUGCUUAUUUUCCUCAGCCUGGUUUUCUGGAUAUUCUGGUACUUGGGGAACCUCACUGUGUCCGAGGAGGAGCUCAACCUGACCAAGCCGGACAUACUUUGACCCCAGUCUGACUGAAGCUGGGCUGAGUCAGCGCCGGCCGACCCGUCCAGAGCUCCUGGAUGAUGAUGGCGAGGAAGGGGACUGGUGGGAGAGAUUGAAGCUCUCCCUUGAGGUUUUUGCCUCAGUGAAGGAUGUGAUAACACCAAAUCCGGGCCCAAACCACGGACACAUUUGACUAAUCCCAGGAGAUAAAAAAAACCUCUAUUCCACCCUUUGACUUCAGGGUAAAAACAACUUGUCAUGUUGUUUAUGGACAGCAGAGAUUCCUGGACUUGUGGAAAAAUGUAUUUCUCAGCACUUUUUAUUGGGAUGCUUUUUAAAAUGGCACCAUCAUGAAGCUGUUGCCUUAUUUAUGUCAUUAUUAUUGCCACAGAUUGUGGGUUGAUAUCUAUAUUUUAACAUGUACCUGCACAUUUGUGUAACCCUGUGAAAUAAGCGAGUAAACAU
This is a messenger RNA of Centropristis striata (black sea bass), 3815 nucleotides long. Its product is annotated as transmembrane protein 238-like. Bases 1 to 498 code for a protein of 165 amino acids. The record is from RefSeq and is a predicted model, not a curated record. Lineage: Eukaryota; Metazoa; Chordata; Actinopteri; Perciformes; Serranidae. The transcript has a single exon.